CCCGGAAGUGACGUCGGAGUGUCAACAUGCAAGAUGGCGGCCCAUCACCGGCAGAACACAGCCGGGCGGAGGAAAGUGCAGGUUUCCUAUGUAAUUCGAGAUGAAGUGGAGAAGCAUAAUCGAAAUGGAGUCAAUGCCCUGCAGCUGGACCCAGCACUCAACAGACUCUUCACGGCAGGUCGAGACUCCAUCAUAAGAAUAUGGAGUGUCAAUCAGCACAAGCAAGAUCCAUACAUAGCAUCUAUGGAGCACCAUACAGACUGGGUGAAUGAUGUCGUGCUCUGUUGCAAUGGGAAAACGUUAAUAUCUGCUUCUUCAGACACAACAGUAAAAGUCUGGAAUGCACAUAAAGGAUUCUGCAUGUCCACACUCAGGACGCAUAAGGACUAUGUAAAGGCCUUAGCGUAUGCCAAGGAUAAAGAGCUGGUAGCAUCGGCUGGGCUGGAUAGACAGAUAUUCCUUUGGGAUGUGAACACUCUGACAGCACUGACUGCCUCAAACAACACCGUCACAACUUCUUCUUUAAGUGGGAACAAAGAUUCCAUUUAUAGCCUGGCCAUGAACCAACUGGGAACAAUCAUUGUAUCAGGGUCCACUGAGAAGGUUCUAAGAGUGUGGGAUCCGAGAACGUGCGCGAAACUCAUGAAGCUGAAAGGACACACAGACAAUGUGAAGGCCCUGCUGCUGCACAGGGAUGGCACACAGUGCCUCUCUGGGAGUUCUGAUGGGACGAUUCGCCUGUGGUCCCUUGGCCAGCAGAGAUGUAUAGCAACAUACCGAGUCCAUGAUGAAGGGGUUUGGGCCCUACAGGUCAACGAUGCCUUCACACAUGUAUAUUCUGGAGGACGGGACAGGAAGAUCUACUGCACAGACCUAAGGAACCCUGACAUUCGGGUGCUAAUUUGUGAAGAAAAAGCACCAGUUCUCAAGAUGGAACUUGACAGAUCAGCAGAUCCCCCUCCUGCAAUCUGGGUUGCAACAACAAAGUCCACAGUAAAUAAGUGGACACUGAAGGGAAUUCAUAAUUUUCGAGCCUCUGGUGAUUAUGACAAUGAUUGUACAAACCCCAUAACGCCCCUCUGCACACAGCCCGACCAAGUUAUUAAAGGGGGCGCUAGUAUCAUUCAGUGCCACAUCCUAAAUGAUAAGCGGCACAUAUUAACCAAAGAUACGAAUAACAAUGUGGCAUACUGGGACGUGUUGAAGGCAUGCAAAGUGGAAGAUUUGGGCAAAGUGGACUUUGAAGAUGAAAUUAAGAAAAGAUUUAAAAUGGUGUAUGUUCCAAAUUGGUUCUCAGUAGACCUAAAAACAGGGAUGCUGACCAUUACUCUGGAUGAAAGUGACUGCUUUGCUGCCUGGGUUUCUGCGAAAGAUGCUGGCUUCAGCAGUCCCGAUGGGUCAGACCCAAAACUGAACUUAGGAGGACUUCUACUACAGGCGCUCCUGGAGUACUGGCCCAGAACACAUGUGACUCCCAUGGACGAGGAAGAGAAUGAAGUGAACCAUGUGAGUGGGGAGCAGGAGGGCCGAGUCCAGAAGGGAAAUGGUUAUUUCCAAGUGCCCCCCCAUACCCCUGUGAUCUUUGGAGAAGCUGGAGGUCGCACACUAUUCAGGCUGCUCUGCCGGGAUUCUGGGGGCGAGACUGAGGCAAUGCUUCUCAAUGAGACGGUGCCACAAUGGGUGAUUGACAUCACUGUGGAUAAAAAUAUGCCCAAAUUCAACAAAAUUCCUUUCUACCUCCAACCUCAUGCAUCUUCAGGAGCAAAAACUUUAAAAAAAGACAGGCUCUCUGCCAGUGACAUGCUGCAGGUCCGGAAGGUGAUGGAGCAUGUGUAUGAGAAGAUUAUCAACCUGGAUAACGAGUCCCAAACCACCAGCUCUUCUAAUAAUGAAAAACCAGAGCAGGAGAAGGAGGAGGAUAUCGCUGUGUUGGCAGAGGAGAAAAUUGAACUUCUGUGCCAGGACCAGGUUUUGGACCCAAAUAUGGACCUUCGGACAGUAAAGCACUUCAUAUGGAAGAGUGGUGGGGACCUCACCCUCCAUUACCGUCAGAAGUCCACGUGAAGGGUGGGCUCAAGCUCCUGGGUUCUUCACCAACCACCUUCCUCUGUGGCCCCAAGAGUAGUCCUAGGAAGCCCACUACGUCCUACGGGAGCAAGACCUCCAACCGGCCAAUUUGGUGACGUGACUAACGGAGAUGUAAUAUAGAAACCAAGCUCCAUGCAUAGAUUAAGGUGUCCCCAGGGACUCAAGAGUGCAGGGACAGAAAAGCCCCUGGUACUGUCCUGGGAGAUGUACAGAGAAUCUACAACAGGCCAGUGCAGACUUCGCUGACUCCUUUUGAAGGACCCACCUUUGUCUCUUAGCACUUUUUAGAAAACAUCAGCAGGGCCACAUCUGUCACCAUGUUUCAGUUUCAAACCCACAGGCUCUGCAGCUUUUCCAAGUACAUUCCACUCAUGCAGUACCUAUGAAGGCUUUUUCCAAAUUUGUCAUUACCAAAAAAAAAAAAAAAAAAAAAAAAAAAUCAAGUUGUUUUCACCAUAUAAGAGUUACUUUUAAUGGAAAUCACUGUUGCACAAUUCAAGAGGCAGCCCAUGUCGUAAGAAGUGACCAUGCUGGGCUACUUUUGAAAUACAGCAUCUCAGCUACACUCUUGUAGGAAGGCCGUCUGCAACCCCAGGGCUGGCGCGCAGCACUUGGACCUGCAGGCAACAGCCUGUAUUGCGCAGUGCUGCCCCAUGGUGCCCUGGCUGUGCGAUAGCCCAAGCAGCUGUGGCCACUCUCCUUCCGCCAGCACCGUCUUCCUCACAGGCAAAGCCAGCGAGAACCACAGCUUCCUGCUCUGGGUGAGCAGCAUGAGAGCUGUCAGAACUUAGGACCAUGCUGAAGUUUCAGUUUCAUUCAGAUGCUACCUAAAGUUUAUGUUACUAGAGUAAAAAGAUCUCACAGUGAGUUGGUUUGAUAUUUAUAUUGUGGUCCAUGUUUGUUUUUCCAGUUUUAUACACGGGCUUUUGUUACGCCUUCCUCCAGGUCUUUCUGCUGUCUUUCUAACAGUCAAAAGCUUUCAUAGACUCACUUGGAUCUUGUACAGAAUAUUAACUUAUUGGGGAUAAACACUUCAACUUUUGGCAAAAAAUUACUUUGGAUUCUUUCCAAGGUCAUUUACAUUCAGACAGAUGAAUAGUCAGCCUGUGAGAUCGCAGAGGAGCCUUUUGAGCACAGCGGAAGCACACGUGCCUUGGGGGUGGGGGGCCAGCUUACUUUGUCCAGCUGCUCCUGCCUCGUGUGUGGUCUGUCCCCACAGGAGCAGGGGGAGGGGGCCUGGGGAAGGAAGGUUUCUUUCUCUUCUCUAUAUCUCACAGGUUCUGCUGGGGACAGCUGAGGGGCCCAGAUCCAUCCCUUAAAACUCGAGGCUCUAAUCCGUACAACUGCAGAAUAGGGUGUCCGCACCAUAACUAUGGAACACAGACAUGCCAUGGCUUCCACACCCUCGAGUGAGCAAGGACAUUUCCAGGUGUUAAAAUGCUCUCCCUCCCCAGAGCAGCCAGCUUCUUUUUUACAGAAGUCCUUUAUAUCUAUGUGUUGGACACAACAAUGCACUUUUGGUGCAUAUUUUUUAGUCAUAGCUGUAAAUUAAAAGCAAGGGGUGGGGUGGUAGUGUUUGCAGGAGGGGCCUCUGCACUAAACAUAGGUUUUGCUUGUUGGUUCACUGGUGCAGUACUGACCCACAGGCAGUGUGCCCCAUGGAGGAGUUUACCCCAGCAUGGUUGUACUUUUUUCCCCUCUAGUCAAAAAUCAGUAAUGUUUCCAGAAAUUGGACAGUCUGCAAUGCCAAAAGGGUCAGUCUGUAUUUCAAGUUGUAUAGAAUAAAGCUUUAGUUACAAA
Arvicanthis niloticus (Nile rat) is the source of this 3888-nucleotide messenger RNA. RefSeq names its product WD repeat domain 48 (gene Wdr48). Gene Ontology annotation, molecular function: ubiquitin binding. Gene Ontology annotation, biological process: double-strand break repair via homologous recombination. The record is from RefSeq and is a predicted model, not a curated record. Lineage: Eukaryota; Metazoa; Chordata; Mammalia; Rodentia; Muridae.